AUGAGUCACUAUCUUUGUCUCCCUCUGCUGGUUGUGCUCCUGCAGCCAGCUGUGUGUCUCUACAACUGCUCGUCUGACUACCAGAGGAUCCCUGACAAUUCAGAUAUGACAGUUGAAUGUGGGGCCAGCAUGAUCACGCUAGAGAUCAACCUGUGCACAGCUCAGUGGGCAGGCUUCAACACCACAGACCUGGCUCUGAACGGGAAGCACAACACCACCGAGUGCCAGGGCACCAUCGACAACAGUGUGGACCCUGCAGUUAUCCGUUACAAGCUUCCUGUUAACGACAGUCAGGAGAACCCCUGCCGCCAUUCUCUGCAGAUUGUGGAUGAGGCCCCGGACCCCUCAGGUCCCUUCAGCAGCUUUUCAAGUAUCCAGUCAGUUAUCAUCACCGGGUUCAUUGACACACCCCGAACUGACCAGGGGCUGAUCAGCUAUUCCACAGACCUCUACUAUCACUUCUCCUGCCGAUACCCGCUGGAAUACCUGAUCAACAACACACAAAUUGUGGCCUCCUCAGUGUCUGUUGCGACCAGCGAUAACAAUGGAACCUUCAUUGAUACACUUAAAAUGAGUGUUUUUAAUGACUCAGACAAUAUCUACCCUUUAGCAGUACCUUCGACAGGACUUGAGCUCCGAACCAGGAUCCAUGUGGAGGUCAAGGCUGUUAACCUCACAGGAACUUUCUAUAUACUGCUGGAUCACUGCUUUGGCACUCCCACUGCUUACAACAUGUUGAACAGUGAGCAGCACAACUUCUUCACCGGCUGUUCAUUGGACCAAAGGACAUCUGUGACAAGCAAUGGCCUUUCCAAGGUCGCCCGCUUUAACUUCGAGGCCUUCCGCUUUGUUCAGCACCGCGACCAGGCAAAGUCCAGCAUCUAUCUGCACUGCAUACUAAGACUCUGUGAACCAACCAAAUGCCAAGAGCUGCUGUCUGGCUGUAAUGCCAGAAGAAAAAGGUCUGUGACUCCUUUUGGGAAAGAAAGCAGUGAAUCUGCAACAAUUUCAGUUGGACCUCUUUACACUGGCAGAGAAGAGAGGCCAAAUGCAGCUGCAUACAGUUCUGACGUGGCACCAGAGAGGGAUGAAGUGAACGUGACUGGCCUGGUGGUAGGAGUUGUGUUCGGCUCUGCAGCUAGUGCCUUGCUGGUUCUGGGCGGCUGGUUCGCCCUGAAGAAGUUUUAUUGGGCAGGAGGAUUACCUCGUGCUUUUAACUGACAGACAACUGGCAAAUUGUCUUCUCCUUGUCACCUCAUACCUCAUACUAUAUUGUGACUUAUUCUGAGAACCAAGUAUCUGAUAAUGUUAUGAUUUGUCGGUAAUACUACAUGUUCUUGUCAGGUGACCUUUGGAACUAGGGAAAAAGAUUAGUAUUUUAUAUCAC
This is a messenger RNA of Trematomus bernacchii (emerald rockcod), 1387 nucleotides long. RefSeq names its product zona pellucida-like domain-containing protein 1. The transcript has 10 exons. The record is from RefSeq and is a predicted model, not a curated record. Gene Ontology annotation, cellular component: cell surface. Bases 1 to 1221 code for a protein of 406 amino acids. Lineage: Eukaryota; Metazoa; Chordata; Actinopteri; Perciformes; Nototheniidae.